This is a messenger RNA of Monodelphis domestica (gray short-tailed opossum), 5311 nucleotides long. It is a transcript of the gene PPP1R9B, whose product is annotated as protein phosphatase 1 regulatory subunit 9B. Gene Ontology annotation, biological process: calcium-mediated signaling; neuron projection development; actin filament organization. Gene Ontology annotation, cellular component: actin cytoskeleton; cytoplasm; dendrite. The record is from RefSeq and is a predicted model, not a curated record. Lineage: Eukaryota; Metazoa; Chordata; Mammalia; Didelphimorphia; Didelphidae. Gene Ontology annotation, molecular function: actin filament binding.
UCAGGCAGCAGCGGCUGUGGCAGAGAGAGAGAGAAAGACAGAGGAAAAGGGGAGUUGGGGGGGAGGGAAGCAGGCAGUCAGGCAGGCAGGCAAGGCAGGCAGACAGGCAGGCAGGCAGGCAAGCAGGCAGGCAGGCAGGCAGACAGGCCGGAACCGAGGAGAAGCGGAGCCUAGACCUAGCUGGAGCUGCGAGAGGGAACAGUGACAGCAGCAUAAGAAUCUCGAGGAGCUCCGAGGCAAGACCAUGGCUCCCGGGGUCCUCCGGCCUCCAGAGAUCCGAAUCUGCCAUCCCGGGUGGGGGAUGGACUGACUGCCUGCUUGUCUGUCUCUCGCUGACACCGCCGCCUACAAUGUGAACCGGAUUCCGCCUGCCGCUUGUUCGGGGGGAGGGGAGGGAGGGAGGGGGCUCCGGCUGUGGUCGGCCGCUUGUUUUGGGGGGGGGGUCAGACUCAGGCAAGCCGCUUGGAAGGGUUUUGGGGAAGGGAUCCGGACGGUAGCCAGUCCCUUGUUCAGUGGAGAGGCAGAGAAAGGGGGGAUGCGAACCCGGUUCCCCCCAUCAUGAUGAAGACGGAGCCGCGCGGCCCCGGGGGCCCCCUUCGGAGCGCUUCCCCUCACCGUAGCGCCUAUGAGGCUGGGAUCCAGGCCCUGAAAACCCCGUCCGACACUCCGGGGGCAGACGAGGCCCCGAAGGUUCCCCAUCAUAAGAAAUAUGGCUCCAAUGUCCACAGGAUCAAAAGCAUGUUCCUCCAGAUGGGGACUGCUGGGCCUCCGGGUGGCUGGGGAGAGGGCAGCAGCGGGGCGGGGGGAGCCGGGCCCCCAGAUCCCCCUCCGAGGGUGCCCGAGCGCUCCGUGCGCCUCUCUCUGCCUCGGGCCAGCAGCCUCAACGAGAACGUGGACCACAGCGCGCUGCUGAAGCUGGGCACCAGCGUGUCGGAGCGGGUGAGCCGCUUUGACUCCAAGCCGGCACAGCCGGCCCAGCCCUCGCUACCGCCCCAGCCGCUGUCCAGGUUGCAGGAGACAAGGAAGUUGUUCGAGCGCAGCCCCGCCGGGGCGGCGGCCGGACCCGGAGGCGACAAGGAGGCCGCCACCCGGCGGCUCCUGAGGCAGGAGCGGGCCAGCCUUCAGGACCGGAAGCUGGACGUGGUGGUGCGCUUCAACGGCAGCACCGAGGCUCUGGACAAGCUGGACACGGACGCCGUGUCCCCUACCGUCAGCCAGCUGAGCGCUGUCUUCGAGAAGGCGGACUUAAGGUCUGGCCUCCACCGGGGGCCCGGCGCACCACCGCUCAACUCCAAGCUAGUCAGCAAGAGGUCUCGGGCUUUCCUGCCCACACCUCCCGCCCCGUCGGCUGAUGGGCCCAGCGAGAAGGAGCGGGGAUCUGGGGGACAGCCGCAGCCUCAGGGGCAGCCCCAGCAGCCGCUGCAGCGCUCGGCCCCGGUCCGCCCUCCUCCCAAGCCCCGGGAGGUGCGCAAGAUUAAGCCGGUGGAGGUGGAGGAGAGUGGAGAAUCCGAGGCCGAGGCAGCAGCGGGAGAGGUGAUCCAGGCUGAGGUGACAGUCCACGCGGCCCUAGAGAACGGCGCCGUGGCUGUGGCGGUCCCCGCCGGACCCCCAGAGGAGCAGAGCGCUCCAGCUGCCUUGGAGGAUGAAGGGGACGCAGAGAGGGGAGUAGGGGGCUCUGGAGGAAGCCGGGCGCCUGACGUGGCCCCGGAGGAAGGGGAUGAGUCCAAGAGGGAGGACUUCUCCGAAGCGGACUUAGUGGACGUGAGCGCCUACAGUGGGCUUGGGGAAGACUCUGGGGGGAGUGGGCUGGAAGAAGAGGAGGAGGAGGAGGAAGAGGAGGACGAUGAGGAGGAAGAUGGGGAGCCCCCCUAUGAGCCAGAAUCGGGUUGUGUAGAGAUCCCAGGACUCUCCGAGGAGGAGGAGCCGGUCCCCAGCCGGAAAAUUCAUUUCAGCACUGCACCCAUCCAAGUGUUCAGCACAUACUCCAAUGAAGACUAUGAUCGACGCAAUGAGGAUGUGGACCCCAUGGCAGCUUCAGCUGAAUAUGAGCUGGAGAAGCGGGUGGAGAGGCUGGAGCUGUUCCCUGUGGAGCUGGACAAGGACUCAGAAGGCCUGGGCAUUAGUAUCAUCGGCAUGGGUGCUGGGGCCGACAUGGGCCUGGAGAAGCUAGGCAUCUUUGUCAAGACAGUGACUGAGGGGGGCGCUGCACAUCGUGAUGGCAGGAUCCAAGUGAAUGACCUCCUGGUGGAAGUGGAUGGAACCAGCUUGGUGGGUGUGACUCAGAGCUUCGCGGCUUCCGUACUCAGGAACACCAAGGGCAGAGUGCGAUUUCUGAUCGGACGGGAACGUCCAGGGGAGCAGAGUGAGGUGGCCCAACUUAUCCAGCAGACACUGGAGCAGGAGCGGUGGCAACGAGAAAUGAUGGAACAGAGAUACGCCCAAUAUGCAGAAGAGGAUGAAGAGACAGGCGAGUACGCCACAGAUGAGGAUGAGGAGAUGAGCCCUACAUUCCCAGGCAGUGAAAUGGCCAUAGAGGUGUUUGAGCUGGCGGAGAACGAGGACGCCCUGUCCCCAGUAGAGAUGGAGCCUGAGAAGCUGGUGCACAAGUUUAAGGAGCUCCAGAUCAAGCAUGCUGUCACCGAGGCUGAAAUCCAGCAGCUAAAAAGAAAGCUUCAGGGCCUGGAGCAGGAGAAGGGCCGAUGGCGAGCUGAGAAGGCCCAGCUGGAGCAGAGCGUGGAGGAGAACAAGGAGCGCAUGGAGAAGCUGGAGGGCUACUGGGGGGAAGCCCAGAGCCUGUGCCAGGCCGUGGAUGAGCACCUCAGGGAGACUCAGGCCCAGUACCAGGCCCUGGAGCGAAAGUACAGCAAAGCCAAGCGGCUCAUUAAGGACUACCAGCAGAAGGAGAUCGAGUUUCUGAAGAAGGAAACUGCACAGCGUCGAGUACUGGAAGAAUCGGAACUUGCUAGGAAGGAGGAGAUAGACAAACUCCGGGACAAGAUAUCGGAACUAGAGGGGAACCUACAGACAAUGAGGAAUUCUAAUUCCACUUAACACAUACCCAAUCCCCAGUCAAUAUCUAACAACCCACUCCUUGGAUUUUCCUUUCCUCUUCUCCCUUUCCUCCCCUUCCCCCCCUCCCCAAUCCUUGCCCUUUCUUUUCUACUCCCCACCUGGGGACAGGUGCCCCAAUUCUCUCCUUCCCCUCCCAACCCCUUUCCCCCCUUGCUUCAGGGACCAGAGGAACAGCUGGGAAGGCCUCUGGACUUAGGGCUCAACUGGGUUAAUCUUUCAUUUGUCAAGUCAGAGCCCAAGCAGAAGUGGCUGGGGAGGGUGGCUUCCCUCUCUUGGCCUGAGUCCAUCCUGAAAGACAGUUUUGCCACCACCUCCCCAAGACUGAGGGUGCUGCCCAGGGUGGAGGGAGACUCCUGAUGACUUUGAGGGGUGCUAUGGGGUGAUCCCUCUUGCUGUCUCUGGGCAAGUCUGCGGGGUGAGUUCUGGAUGGACAAAUGGACCCACCACCCAAACUGUCCUACUCCAAGCCACUGCCUCCAAACUGGAAUGGGAAGGGACAUGGCUGGAGACUUCUGGGGAAUGGCUAUUAUGCUUCUUAGCCAACUCUUUCCCCUUUCCACUGUCCCUACCCCAAAGAUCUCACAAACUGAAGGGGCUGCCCUGGGUGCCCACCAGGGCCCCCAGGACCUCUUGGCUUUAGACUUCAUUCCUCUCUUUCCCCACUCCACUCCACUUCGGAGAUCAAUCUGCUGUCUCGGUUUCAUCCUAUUCCUCCUGCUUUGGGGGUGGGGGGAGCUUCCCCAACUUGUGCCCCAGUGCCCCUCUCCCAGCCCUGCCUUUCCUGGACUCUGGGCUUAGGGUCUAGGGCAGGGUGGAUAGAACAAGGGGAUGCUUGGAGUUCGGGUCAAGUCCUGCACUGAUUUCUGGUUGGUUUAUUUCCCUUUCCUGGUAUCCACGGAGGGGAAUUGUGAAGGAGCAAAGGGAGGGCCCAAGACACUUGGGUCCCCAACCUCCUACUCCUCACUUUCUGGGGGCAAACUCCAUUAGGUCAGUCUUCUCCCUGAUCCCAUCCCCUUCUUGCUGAGUUCUGUGCCCCUUCCUUACCACGAUUGCCCUACAGGUGCCAAAUAGUGAUAGAAUUCUUUUGUCCCUUUUAGUUUCUGGGCCUCUGGUGGAGACAGAUGGAGAAAGGGGGCAAGUAGAAAAUUCACUCUUUCUGGCUGUUUAGACUCUGAAUGUUAACUCUUCAACUCCUAGUCCUGGGUUAGGGCUUCUUUGAACAGUCUCUCUUCAGGGCACCCAUCUUCCCCCUAGUGCCUGUUGAGGGUAAAAACUCAACCUCUCAGUGGCUUAAGCCUUCCUGGCUCCCCCUUUUGGUUCAAUGCCACCUCCUCCAUUUCUACAUCCUAGCCCAUGGAUAUCUCUCUCUCUCUCUCUCUCUCUCUCUCUCUCUCUCUCUCUCUCUCUCUCUCUCUCUCUCUCUCUCUCUCUCUCUCUCUCUCUCUCUCUCUCUCUCUCUCUCUCUCAUCCCCUGUCCCCUCUUCUCCUUAGAGAUAGACUGUAGGCUGCCCAUGACCUACUUUCUAAAUAAGACCACCUCUUUCCACAUUUCCCCUCCCUGCUUCCACAGACCUACCCUUUCUUCUAAGAUUGGGGCUUGGACCAAGUGAGGAGAGAACCCACUAUUCUCCCCCUACUACCACCACCUUCAGAAUCUAUUGCCCACUUAGCUUUUUGUUUUGUUUUGUAGUUUUUUUACCUUUUUUCCCCCCACUACCAACCCCUGCAGUCCAAGGCAGGGGGGGUGGGAGGAAGGGGGAGGAUGUUGCUUGGGCCAGGGUUAGAGGUUACCCCAUCACUGUCUCCUCCCCGCCCAGCAGUUCCUCUUUUUUUUUUGUUUAGAGAGAACACUUAUAAUUUCUGCUUCCCCCUGUAAAUAGGCCUAUGAUCAGUAUUCUUGACUCCUUGCUCCAUCUCUGUUCCCUUCUCCCCUGCCUUCCCCGACAAAGAGCUGGAUGUCUCAGUGUCCCCACUCCUGGGCCCUGCCCCUUCUUCAUCCCCGGCAGAUGGAGGGACCUCUGGGGCAAAGGGGAGGGAAGGGAGCUCGAGGCUUAGGAUGGGGUGGGUGGCAGUGGGAGAGUGGGCCAGGGAGCAUCUCCAGUGUCUCUUGCCUGCCCCUCUCCCCUGCCCAGGGGCCAUGUCUCUGUAUAUAAUAUAUAUAUAUGUAUGUAUUGUCCCCGGUUUUGUAUGGACCAUGCCCUCUGUCAGGUUGUCCCCAUAAAAACAGCCCCCGACCCCA